Raphanus sativus (radish) is the source of this 1902-nucleotide messenger RNA. Its product is annotated as E3 ubiquitin-protein ligase IPI1. The transcript is spliced from 6 exons. The record is from RefSeq and is a predicted model, not a curated record. The coding region runs from base 306 to 1544 and encodes 412 amino acids. Lineage: Eukaryota; Viridiplantae; Streptophyta; Magnoliopsida; Brassicales; Brassicaceae. Gene Ontology annotation, molecular function: ubiquitin-protein transferase activity.
ACCCGCAACCCAAUCUUUCCUCUCACACAAAACAUCACGCCCCAGCAGCAUACCAAGAAAAAAACUAAAACAAAAAUAUAUUCCUUCUUCUUCUUCUUCUUCUGGGUCUCUGAUGUGGUAACGAUCGGAGAGAGAGAGAGAGAGUUCAUUGAUUCAUUAAGGGAUUUAAUUAUUCUUAUAUAUCAAUCGAUCGAAGCGUAAGGAACUGGAGAGAGAGGGCGUGAAUUGAAUUGUGUGGUGGUGGUGAUUCGAGCUCGACGAAAAGGGUUUUUUUUUGUCGAGAUUGGAUUUGAAUUGGUGUUGUUAUGGGUUUAGGCAACAAGGUUAACAAAUUCAAUUUCGGAGAUAAUGAUCAUCUCCCCGACGAAGAAGGAGAUGGUUUGGGCUCGGUUGCGUGUUCGAUUUGUCUCGAUACGGUCGUUAAAGACGGCGAUCGAGCCUGGGCUAAUCUCCAAUGUGGCCACCAGUUCCAUCUCGAUUGUAUUGGCUCAGCUUUCAAUGCAAAGGGGGUGAUGCAGUGCCCAAACUGCAGGAAAGUAGAGAAAGGCCAGUGGCUUUACGCUAACGGUUGCCGCUCACACUCUGAGUUCAAUGUCGAGGAUUGGGUUCAUGAAGAUGAGAUUUAUGAUCUCGGAAGCUACUCUGAAAUGGCUUUUGGAGUUCACUGGUGCCCAUUUGGAAGUUCAGCUCGUCUUCCUUUCGAGGAUGGAGACUUUUCGCCGAGUUCAUAUCACGAUCUCUUGAACCAGCAAGGUUACUUCACAGAACCAGCAGCCCCAACAGCGGGUCACCCAUGUCCAUACGUAACCUACAUUGGCCCGGUUCAUUCCUCUUCCUCAAGCUCCGGCGGUGCUGCAGGCGUUUCAGAUAGUCCAAGUUUCACUAGCCACUGGAACACCGGCUCAUCGGUCUCCAGUGAAGUCCCAGCUCCUUAUGGUUUCCCUGUGGAUCCCCACUAUCACGGCUGGGAGUAUCACUCACCUCCACCCCCACCGCCACAGCACUUCUCUCCUUCUGGCCCUCAUGUGGGCAGUCCAACACACCCCACGCCUCCACCAGCUGCUGUGAGAACUUCCCGAGCCAACGGUUCAGAUGUUAUCAGACCAAGACUGCCGCAGUUCAUGCGUCCAUCAUAUCAUGGUCACAGUUCUAGUGGUAGAGCAGGGAGCUCGGUGGCAUCUGUCCCAAGGACUCCACCUUUCCCGGGAAGCAACGUUCGGACCAGAGACAGAACACAAGCUCUUCAAGCCUAUUACCAACAGUCUACUGCACAGUCACACCAACCAGACUCACCUAUAGUCUCUCGUGGGCCUGUAUUCCCCUCUGGACGGAGGCCCAGUAGAGGAUCAACUUCAUCUUCUUCAGAUCAGGCAGGAGGGAGCGGGUUUCUCCGGUUUAACAUAUGGGAGAGAGAACCUUAUAUGCAACCACAACAAGCCUACCAAGUUAACCAGAUGGACAGAGAACCAUCCAUUUGGGCAUCUUCCUUCAAUGAAGGAUCAGGAAGCUUCCAUCAGAGGCAUGGAGGUGGAGGACCAUCGUGAGAGUUGAGUCAGUUGCCAUAGAAGGCAAUUCUCAUGAAACGUUGGAUCAAUGAAGAAAAAACAUUGGGAAGUUGAUAUUUGAUAAAACAUGAAAACAUUCACUGCAUGCUUGAAGUUAUGUGAUGAAUUGAUAAUAUAUGAACACAAAUGAAUGAGUAUGUAAUGGUUUGGAGAGAGACUGCUUCCCCUGUUUGUUGGUGACCGUGCGGUUAGAGCCGGUUUGGGUCUGGUCUGGAUCCGGCUAGCAAAUGGUCGUUGGUUAUUUGUUUUUCUUUGAUGUGGCUACACUGGGUAUCCAAGUGAAAUACCCUACUGCAACAUUUUUUCUUCUUCUUAUGUUAAAUCUUUUUUUAGUAAA